CGUAUAAAGGCGAUUCCACAAAGCCUCCUGUACUACACACCUGUCCAGGUGAGAGAUCUGCGCGACGUUCCUUCUGUUAUCUAACCAAGACUCUUCGUUACAGUAUGCCUUUCGUGAAAUCCGCGGCCCGUAAUUUCUCCAGCUUGAGUGCUUCAGGCGCGCCGGGUCGGCUGGGGAGUCGGCACAGCUCUGGCAGCCUGCUCGAGGGCCCCGGGGGAUACGGCUCCCGCAUCUCCAUGUCCAAUUUCCAGGGUGUUUCAAGCGCGCCGCGCCCGUUCGCCCAGCAGAACAGUGCGGAUAUGAUCAGGGCGGACGACAAAGAAACGAUGAAAGGCCUGAACUGCCGCUUGGACAAAUAUCUGUCCCGAGUGCGGACGCUGGAGGAGUCCAAUAGACAGCUGGAAGACAAAAUCAAGGAGGAGCUGUUGAAAAAGGGAGCUGAGGGUGGGCGAGACUGGAGCGUCUACGAUGAGCCCUUAGCUAAACUUAGGGCACAGAUCCGAGACAUGACCAUGGAAAACGCUACACUGCUGCUGCAGAUUGACAACGCCAGGCUGGCCGCCGACGACUUUAAAGUCAAGUUAGAAGCGGAGCUCGCGCUGAGGCAGGGCGUGGAGCAGGACAUUGCCGGCUUGCGUAAGAUCAUUGGUGACACCAACGCGACCCGCGUGCAGCUCGAGAACCAGAUCGAUGCGACUCAAGAGGAGCUGGCCUACCUCAAAAAGAACCACGAGGAAGACUUGGCCGACAUACGCAGCCAGAUAAACAGCGCCAACGUCUCCGUCGAAAUGAACUCUCCUAAAGGGCAAGACAUGAACGAGAUUAUCUCCAAGAUCCGUGAUCAGUAUGAGAAGGCGGCCCAGAAGAACCGUGACGACACGGAUGCCUGGUACCAGAGCAAGUUUGACAAGCUGACGGCGGAGGUGUCGGAGAACACAGAGGCUCUUCAGGAGGAGAAGAACGAGCUGAGCAGCCUGAGGAGGGAGAAACAGUCCUGCGAGGUGGAGCUGCAGGCCCUGCACAACAUGAACCACACCCUGGAGGACACGCUGGCCGACACGCAGAACCGCUACGCCCAGCAGAUGGGCCAGGACAACCAGAAGCUGCAGCUGCUGGAGGCUCAGCUGGGGGACCUGCGGAGCCGGGCGGAGAGGCAGGGAGCCGAGUACCAGGCCCUGCUCAACCUCAAGAGCAAGCUGGAGGAGGAGAUCGCCACCUAUCACCAGCUCCUGGAGGGGGGCCACCAGGGAAGCCAGGGUGACCGAGUGGAGUUUUCUUUAGAUCAGGCCCUGCAGGCGGCUCCGCCCCCACAAACGCAUAAGAAGGUGAUCAUCAUCAACCAGGAGGUGGUGGACGGGGAGGUGGUGUCGGAGCAGGAGACGGAGGUGCCCACCCCGAACGGGGAGGCGGAGGAGGAGGAGGAGGAGGAGGAGGAGGGCACUCAGAGCCCCCCCGAACAGGAAGUGACCUCGGACUGAAGAACGAGCCGUCUGCCCGCCGCGCUGGACCAUCCAGGACCCCCCUCCCUGUGUGUGCCUCAUCUGCUGCGAAGUUAGCAGAGCCUUCGCUCAGUAAUAAAACAGUGAUUCACACCCCA
Conger conger (European conger) is the source of this 1597-nucleotide messenger RNA. RefSeq lists its product as uncharacterized. Gene Ontology annotation, molecular function: structural molecule activity. The record is from RefSeq and is a predicted model, not a curated record. Lineage: Eukaryota; Metazoa; Chordata; Actinopteri; Anguilliformes; Congridae. Bases 105 to 1478 code for a protein of 457 amino acids. The transcript has 8 exons.